AUGGCAGCCUCAUCAAGCUCGUCUCCCCGCUGCCCAUGGCCGGACCUCCAGCCGGAGUUGUUGGGCGUCGUGCUCUCGCGGCUGCCGUCGCACGCCGACCGCGUCCGCCUCGCCGCCGUCUGCCGCCCAUGGCGCUCCAACGCGCGGCUGCUGCGCCCGCUUCCCCCGCUGCUCCCGUGGCUCGCCCUCUGCGAUGGCACCUUCCUCAGCCUCCCCGACGGCGCCAUCCACCGCCUGCCCGCCGCGGACGACGGCGUCUCCGUCCGGGCCUCCACCGGCAGUAGGCUCUUCCUCGUGCACGGCGACGGCAGGUGCUCGCUGAUGAGCCCUUCCCCCUCGGCGACGACCCCUGUCCCCGAGGCUGCCUCCUGGUUCCAGGGGAAGCCCGUCGUCCGGAAGGUGGUGGCGUCCGAUCACCUCAUCGCCGCUCUGGUGGAGUCAAAAAAUUCCGAGACCGCAAAAGUCAUCAUCUCUACUCGUGGGCAGCCAUGGGACACCACGAGGUGCUCCACGAUGGAGUGGGCGGAGCCUGAAGGCGGCCUCGUCAGCGACAUUGCCAUCUUCAAAGGGAAGAUCUAUGCCCUCCUCACCACAAAAAUGAAGCGAUAUCGUCAACACGAGCUUCGUAUCCUGGACGACGGCCACGAGCAGACAACCAUCCACGGUACCCUACCAGGGCAGGAGGCAUGGUACGAUCCUAACUCGACCGAGUUCCACUUGCAGCAGAACUACCUUGUCGUCUCCGGCGAUCGGCUGCUGAUGGUCGAACAAAGGAUCAGCGAGCCGUGGCCGAGAGACUGGGGAGCUUUGAAGCUGACUCGACACUUCAAGGUAUUGGAAGCAACGGACCUGAGCAGCAGCGGCUGUGCACACUGGACCGAAGUCGAUACAUUGAUGGGGCGUGCGCUCUUCGUCAGCCAAGGGUGCUCCGAGUCCCUCCCUGCCAGUGCCGGAGGUCAGUCUAGCGGCACCGGAGUUGAAGAAGAUUGCAUCUACUUUCUAAACGAGAAGAAAGGAUCUAGUCAGCCUGGUUUGGCCUUUCUUAACUUAAAGCCGGGCAGGCCCUUCGUUUCAAAAAUAAACGGGGGAAAUUGUGAGAAUGCCUUUCAAGACUCUGGGGUGUACAACAUGAGAGACCGGACAGUGAUGCCAUUGCUGUCGGAGACGCUAGUGGCGUCCACAGCCGGCGAAGGCCCAUGGUCUCCAACUUGGCUUUUUCCAGAGCCUUGA
Messenger RNA from Triticum aestivum (bread wheat), 1230 nucleotides. RefSeq lists its product as uncharacterized. The transcript has a single exon. Gene Ontology annotation, molecular function: protein binding. The coding region runs from base 1 to 1230 and encodes 409 amino acids. Lineage: Eukaryota; Viridiplantae; Streptophyta; Magnoliopsida; Poales; Poaceae. The record is from RefSeq and is a predicted model, not a curated record.